AUGGCGUCGGGACAGGACUGGGAUCCGGUGGUCCUUCGCAAGAAGCCUCAAUCCGCAGCAGCACGCAAGGACGAAGCAGCUGUAAAUGCGGCCCGGCGAGUGGGUGCUGAAGUGGAGACCAGCCGCAAGCACGAGCGGGUCUCCACAGAGCUGAAGAAGCAGAUCAUUCAGGCACGCACUGCCAAGAAACUCACGCAGGCGCAGCUGGGCCAGCUCAUCAAUGAGAAGCCGUCAAUCAUCCAGGACUACGAGACGGGCAAGGCCAUCCCCAACCCACAGGUGCUUUCAAAGAUGAGCCGCGUGCUGGGCGUGGUUUUGAAGAAAAACCCUGGCAAGUGA
Messenger RNA from Monoraphidium neglectum, 339 nucleotides. Its product is annotated as Multiprotein-bridging factor 1a. The record is from RefSeq and is a predicted model, not a curated record. NCBI's taxonomy places the organism in Eukaryota, Viridiplantae, Chlorophyta, Chlorophyceae, Sphaeropleales, Selenastraceae. Gene Ontology annotation, cellular component: nucleus. The transcript is spliced from 5 exons. The coding region runs from base 1 to 339 and encodes 112 amino acids. Gene Ontology annotation, molecular function: DNA binding.